This is a messenger RNA of Rosa rugosa (rugosa rose), 746 nucleotides long. RefSeq lists its product as uncharacterized. The transcript has 2 exons. NCBI's taxonomy places the organism in Eukaryota, Viridiplantae, Streptophyta, Magnoliopsida, Rosales, Rosaceae. Bases 182 to 541 code for a protein of 119 amino acids. The record is from RefSeq and is a predicted model, not a curated record.
ACCUUUAACUUUUCAGAUGCUACUCACUUUGAAAUGCUACUAUACUAAUCUCUCCGAGAACCCCUUAAACCUCACGUCCCUGCCACAAUUACAUGACCCGAUCUUUCUACGGAGCCUAAGCGUAGCCCUCUCUCUCUCUCUCUCUCUCUCUCUCGCUUCUUCCACUUUCUGAUCAAUAUCCAUGUCCGGGGAACCUUCUUCACCGGCUUCGUCCUCAAAUUUUGAAACUGAGCAGUCUUAUUCAGACAGCAGUAUUUCUCCGAGUCCAAGUAUUCAAAUGGUUUCAAAAUCGGUGUCUGACAGGCUGCUGGGCAAGUUCUUUGAUGCCUCGCAAUACGACUUUGAUUAUGAGCAAAGUGGUUUGUGGUCUCCUCCACUACGCCGAAGUGUGUUUCUCGACUCACCGGGGAAUAUAAUCUCGUGUUUUGAUCAUCAAGAUGAUGAUGAAAAAAGAUUCUACUCCAAGCUGAAGAGUGCCAAGAUGGCAUGGCCUAGACGCUUCUUUUGUUUGAUCGCUGCCUUAUGGUGCUCUUCAGGGUAAUAGCAGCUUGAGACUCAACAUAGAGCCGUUAUAACCCUUUUCCUUCAAAAACAAAGGCACCAUGGCCAAAUGGGGUUAAAUUUAAAGGGUCGGUUCGACAUGAAAAAGAACCACUGAAAUAUUAUGUACGUGGAGGUUAUUAUAUAUUGUAUACAACUAUAUAUUUCCUUGCUUAUAGCUAUUGAUUUCUCGCCACCAGAAGCAA